CGUCAGUUUUUUUUAACCUAGCAAUAAACAUUUGUCAAAAAUUAUUGUGCUACAAUUUGUUAACAAAUUCCCCGAAAAAAAUAAUUUAGCGAUUGAGGUGUUAUCUUUAAAAAUGGACACGCCAUCCGAGACCAAUCCACCAGUUAAUCCACCAGUCAAUCCACCAGUCAAUCCACCAGUUAAUCCACCAGUUCCUGACGCCCUUCCAACAAUACCAGUUUAUCCUUUGGACGUGCAAUUUAUGAAUUUCGCAAAGUAUAUGGAUCCCAAGGCGGAUGGAAAAACCAUAACAAUUCAACAGCUCGAUAGAUGGUUUGUGCAAGCCGAAAUUAUUAAUUUUAGAAAUAUUACCUACACCGAUACCGGAGUAAGCUUUAAUAAAUUUAAAAGGCUAUCACUUGACUACAAGACUUUUCUAUUACUUUUAUUGGAGUUUUGCGAAAAAAAGGAUCUGGAUGUAAAAGAAACGAAAAACAAGCUUAAAAGUUGCGGCGCACCUGGAUUUGAUAAAAAUGUACGAGUUAUUAUUAAUGCUUAUGUUUUAUAUUUAACGUUCAGUAAAAUACUUGGUUUUUAAAAAUUACUGUUUGUAUUAUUUCGAUCUUUUUCAGAAACUCACCACUGAACAACAACCAGCACAAGAGCAGAAGGAGACAUAAAUAUUAUAAAUUUAUAAAAUUUGUAUUGCCACCCCAUAAAUAAAAAUAUCUA
Molecule: messenger RNA, 711 nt
Organism: Brassicogethes aeneus
Lineage: Eukaryota; Metazoa; Arthropoda; Insecta; Coleoptera; Nitidulidae
Source: the annotation of a GenBank genome assembly